This is a messenger RNA of Rotaria sp. Silwood2, 1370 nucleotides long. NCBI's taxonomy places the organism in Eukaryota, Metazoa, Rotifera, Eurotatoria, Philodinida, Philodinidae. The record is from the annotation of a GenBank genome assembly.
GACCAAUAGUCCUCUUUAUUUUUCUAUUUACUAAUGUUAAAAAUUAAGUUUUGGUAAAUCGAAAAAAAAAAUAUCGGAGUCGAACUUGUAACUGACUCCGAACCCGAAAAUUUUUUUUCAGCAAACUCGACUCCGUCGGAAUCGGGUUUCGGAGUCCUCCGCAGGUCUCUAGUAGCCAAACCCAAUGUCCAAGCAACCACCACUCCCAACCCUUAAUCAAAAACACUACUUAUUAGAAUCUAUAUGAUACACAUUUCUUAAAAUUAAUUAUCUUUAAUUUUAGAUGUAUUUAAAAUCUAAUUAUUUCUUGAUAUUUCUUCUUAUUCUAUUUAAUAUUCAUAUAUCAUUAUCAUCAAUAUGUUCAAAAUAUUAUUCAUUACAACAAUCACAAUUAUGUGAAUGUGAAGAUAAUAUAAAUAAUGAUGAAUUCUCAAUAUCAUUAAAAUGUAUAAGUUUAUCAAUAAUACCAAAUUUUUUUAGAAAUAUAUCUUAUCAUACAAUUGAAUUUGAAUCAUGUUUAAAUGAUUUAAAUUUUAUAAAUCAAUCAUUUAAUAAUUUAACAAUAAAAAUUUUACGUAUACGUCAUUGUAAUUUACUUAAUAUUAAUGAUCAAACAUUUUUAAAUAUAAAACAAUUUGAAAAAUUUCUUUUAGAAAAUUCAACAAUAUUAUCAUUAAAAACAUUAAAUGAAAAUUUUCAAGAUAUAUUUUCAAUAAAUUCAUUUUAUAAAUUAAAAUCUUUAACAUUAAAAAAUAUACAUUAUUAUUAUAAACAAAAAUUAAAUUUAGAAUUUUUAUUACAACAAUUACCAUAUUUACAUCGUUUAGAAUUAAUAAAUAUAUAUAUUGAUGAUUAUCGUUAUUAUGAUAUACAAACAAUAGGACAAUAUUUAACAUAUUUAAGUUUAACAAAUACACAUCAAAAUAGUUUAGUACCAAUUGAAUAUUUAAUAUCACUUGAACGUUUACUUAUACGUCAUUUACCAAAUAUAUUUCAUACACAAACAUUAAUAUAUUCAUUAAGAAAAUUAUCUUAUUUAAAAUAUAUUCUAUUUGAACAUAAUCAAUUAAAAUCAAUAGAAAAUUUACAAUCAAAUACAAUUGAUGAUAUUGAUUUAAGUUCAAAUUUAAUUGAAACAAUAAAUGAAUAUACAUUUGAAUAUGUACCUAAAUUACGACAUUUAACAUUAACAAAUAAUCCAUUAAAUUCAAUUGAUAAAAAUGCAUUUUGUGGUAUUGAAAAUUUACAACGUUUAUCAAUACAUAUUAAACAUACACAAAUAUCACCAUUAGAUAAUUGUUUAUUAAUGAAUUAUCCUAAUUUACAAAUUAUACAAGAUAAUCAAAUAAAAUUUGAAUGUAAUUGUCAAU